Fusarium mangiferae is the source of this 2085-nucleotide messenger RNA. RefSeq lists its product as uncharacterized. The transcript is spliced from 9 exons. Lineage: Eukaryota; Fungi; Ascomycota; Sordariomycetes; Hypocreales; Nectriaceae. Gene Ontology annotation, biological process: regulation of DNA-templated transcription; DNA-templated transcription. The coding region runs from base 1 to 2085 and encodes 694 amino acids. The record is from RefSeq and is a predicted model, not a curated record. Gene Ontology annotation, molecular function: DNA-binding transcription factor activity, RNA polymerase II-specific; DNA binding; zinc ion binding.
AUGAGCUCCAUUGUUCGUUCAGAAGUCGAACAAAUGGACAAUGAGAUAAACGUGCGAUCGACUCGAGCCCGAGCUCGCAAGCGCGAAAAGAUAUCCAACGCCUGUAUCGCCUGCCGCAACAGCAAGACUCGCUGUUCAGGGCGCCAUCCUUGUGAAAGAUGCAUUAGACGUAAGGAAACUUGCGUCUUUGAGGAGAAAGAAAAGAAAGUAGCAGUAUCUGUAGAUUACCUCGACCAAUUACACGCUCGCAUCGAGUCACUUGAGGCUCAAUCACGCUCCGUCCAAGGUCUAAACUCGACCACCGAAGCCCUCUCAUCGGGUUCAGUGCAGCUUAAUGCUCGCUAUCCAUCAAGAAACCCUCCGCAAAGCCCCCUGGGCGAAACUAGGACGCCGUCGAGAUCGGAGUCCAGUUCCCUUACAAAUACCCUUGUCACUUCCGAGCCACAGAUCAAGGUCCAUCGCUAUGGACAUGCCGCCUACCUUGGGCACAGCUCGACUCUCAGCUUCAGUCGCAAUGUCCGCAACCUUCUUCAACGGUCAUCCCCAAUCGCAGAUCCUGGGAGCGUAUCUAUGGAACGACAGGACAUAUCUUAUACACGAACACUGCCGCCAAUAGCUCUCGAUCUGUCAAGUAUCGCAUUGCCAAAGCUCUCUUACGCUGAAUACUUGACCAACACAGUGAUUGUGCACAUCGGUUCUCUCUACUCCAUUUUUGAUGCAGACAUGUUUCUUCAAAGACUGAGGAGAUUUUACGAUGACCGUGACAAAGAUUUGGAGAUUGAUGCAACCCUAUGGCACAUCCAGAUGCUACUUAUACUAGCAUUCGGCAAGUCGAUACAGUCUAGAGAACACUCUGAGAUGGGCCCCUCCGGAAUGACAUACUUCACACUUGCCAUUGAAGCUAUGCCAGAUAUAAGAAGACUCUACGAGGAUCCUUUGUUGUCAAUUGAGGUUCUCUGUUUGGCUGCUUUGUUCAUGCAUGCAACCGAUCUCCUACAGGAGGCCUACGUCACGAUUGGCCAAGCCCUGCGAAUUUCUGUCACCAAAGUUCUGAACAAAAGGUUUCCGGAAGCUUUGAGAUCCUCAAACUUUGAGUACCAAAGACGUCUCUGGUGGACAGUAUACUGCAUCGACAGGAAGUGCGCGGCAAUGCUAGGCAGUCCGUCUGUCAUGAGAGACGAUGACAUCUCAAUUCCGUUCCCAGAAAUAAAGUCAGGAGAUGAGUCGCAAAGCGCAUUCGCUAUCCAUGCGAUCCUUUCUUCUCAUCUCGGCAAGAUCCUUGAUGCCAUAUAUGGAGUACACGAUCAUCAGCGGAGUUUCCUUCUUGAAGUGAAGUCAAUUCUUUCUCGUAUUGCAGAAACUUACGUUAUCCUACGUCAACAUCUUCCGUUAGAUGUCCAGCAACCAAGCCAACCAGUUUCUCGCGAGCCUGUUCUCUUCUCACUUCUCAAGCCUCUUCUAGCAUCAAAUGCUCCCAUACCCGAUGCUCGCCACUCUUCGUCGCCAUUUGAGUCGAUGCUGAAGAUGUGCAUCGAGUCUGCUGUCCAAAUUCUCAAGAUCAUGUCAAUUCUGAAGCAACAGAUGAUGUGCGAUAUCUUCUUGCCAUAUGAUAUCGAUGCACUCUUUUCGGCGGCCUUCGCUUUGAUCCUAAUCGAUAUCAUCCGGCCAGCAAAUGAGCUGCUUUGGGACUUGCCCCAGGUUAUGAACCUACUUGGCGAGUUUGUAUCACGGCGUGUAGCUCCGGCGCAAGCCUACAGGUCCGAUCUCGUGCAAAUCUUAGAACUACAUACUAAGUUACGAGGGAACAACAGUCGCCAGCAUCAGGACACUGGGACCAUGUUCAAUAUGAGUCUUGUUCCUGGCCUGGACGAAUAUGCUAUAACCCAGCCGGGGCAGUUAGGUAUAUCACCUGACCCAUUGUGGGCAAACAUAAGAGAUGGAAAUGUAGUUGGAGAUCCCGCGCACCCUAACACAAUCCUUUCAGUGAUUGAUGAUCUGAACGUGGAAGGUUUUGAUAUAUCAGACACUGAUAUGCUUGAUAAUGGGUGGAUGUGGGAUAUGGACGAUAUGUCAACAAACAUCUAA